AUGGUGAUAGAUCCAGGUUCACAAAUUAAUUUAAUUACCACUGAUCUAGUGAAGAAGUUGCGCCUUCGUUCCCGGGUUAGUCCUCUUGUGGUGUCUGGAGUAGCCAGGGUAUUGCCUUGCGUAAGUGGAAGUUUGCCUUUGUUUGCCGUGUCCCAAGAAGUACGGAAUAAAUUUGCGUCAAUAGAACUAGCAGACCCUCAAUUUUAUACGCCAGGAAAAGUUGAUUUGCUUAUGGGUGCUGUGGUGUACGGUGAGAUUUUAAAUGACCCUGUUUUAUUUCUUAAGGGUCAACCGAAAGCCAUUCAUACCUCAUUAGGAUGGACCAGCCCUUACUUACAUGAGGAAUUAAAGCGAUUUAGGGAGACUGAGGAAGUCACAGUUUCGAAUCCGCCGAAUCCUGAAGAUGUAUUUUGCGAAGAUCACUUUAUAAUUACAUGCACUCGUGAUCUCCAAGAUUUUGAAAUGGAAGCUGUGAAAGGUGCUGGUAAUAUGGGCCGGGGGAAAGACAUUGCCAACAUUGUCGAGGUGGAAAAGAAAGCGUCCCAGACAGACGAGACUGCUAACGUCGAAGAAGAACCAAAACCUGAGGAUGAAGAACAAGGCGAAAAUUGGAGGCCACCAGUUGUUCCGAAAAACACACCAUCCUAUCUUUGA
Messenger RNA from Nezara viridula (southern green stink bug), 654 nucleotides. Lineage: Eukaryota; Metazoa; Arthropoda; Insecta; Hemiptera; Pentatomidae. The record is from the annotation of a GenBank genome assembly.